This is a messenger RNA of Oryza sativa Japonica Group (Japanese rice), 1494 nucleotides long. RefSeq names its product mitochondrial uncoupling protein 1. Gene Ontology annotation, biological process: mitochondrial transmembrane transport. Gene Ontology annotation, molecular function: oxidative phosphorylation uncoupler activity. The record is from RefSeq and is a predicted model, not a curated record. Lineage: Eukaryota; Viridiplantae; Streptophyta; Magnoliopsida; Poales; Poaceae.
AUCCGAGUCAUUUGCAUUACCACUAGUCUAGUGAUGUGCAUCCGAGUCAUGGAACAAAGCAAAAAAAGAUGUCCAAACUAGCAGAAGAUAAUUAACCUGCUCAUUUUUGUAUGUGCAGAAAAAUCAAAACACCGACCAAAAGCAAAAAAACCAAUAAAUAAGGGUGUAGGGAGUUGUUGAGUUGGGUCCGCGAAUCGUGGUUUCCCACUAGCAAGCGCAAGCGCAGGCGCAAACGCAAACGCCGCCGCCGGUAUGCCGGAGCACGGGUCGAAGCCCGACAUCUCCUUCGCCGGCCGCUUCACCGCAAGCGCCAUCGCUGCAUGCUUCGCUGAGGUGUGCACGAUCCCCCUGGAUACGGCCAAGGUGAGGCUUCAGCUGCAGAAGAACGUGGCCGCCGAUGCCGCCCCCAAGUACCGCGGCCUCCUCGGCACCGCCGCCACCAUCGCGCGCGAGGAAGGCGCCGCCGCUCUCUGGAAGGGCAUCGUCCCGGGACUCCACCGCCAGUGCAUCUACGGCGGCCUCCGCAUCGGCCUCUACGAGCCCGUGAAAUCCUUCUACGUUGGCAAAGACCAUGUCGGGGAUGUGCCUCUCACCAAGAAGAUCGCUGCCGGCUUCACCACUGGUGCCAUUGCGAUCAGUAUCGCCAACCCCACUGACCUUGUCAAGGUUAGGCUUCAGGCGGAGGGCAAGCUGGCGCCCGGCGCCCCGCGCCGAUAUGCUGGGGCCAUGGAUGCCUAUGCCAAGAUUGUUAGGCAGGAAGGGUUUGCUGCUUUGUGGACUGGCAUUGGACCCAAUGUUGCGCGCAAUGCCAUCAUCAAUGCUGCCGAGUUGGCCAGCUAUGAUCAAGUCAAGCAGACUAUUUUGAAGCUUCCUGGGUUCAAAGAUGAUGUGGUCACUCACCUCUUAUCUGGUCUGGGCGCGGGCUUCUUCGCUGUCUGUGUUGGUUCUCCAGUGGAUGUGGUCAAGUCAAGAAUGAUGGGUGACUCGGCCUACACAAGUACUAUUGAUUGUUUCGUGAAGACGCUGAAGAAUGAUGGACCUCUGGCAUUUUACAAAGGCUUCCUCCCAAACUUUGCUAGACUGGGAUCAUGGAAUGUGAUAAUGUUCUUGACACUGGAGCAGGUCCAGAAGCUGUUUGUGAGGAAACCUGGUAGUUGAAGAUUAUAACACAUGGUUUUUGCCAUCGUGGAAAAAGAGGAUGCGUACAUUUUUUUUUUCUUAAUCUUCUCUUACACAAGAAGCAACGGUUAACAUCCUCCCUGAGAAUUGGGGAACAAGGAAGAAACUUGAAUGCUCAAUUGUGAGAACGCUGUUGAGUAAUAAAUCUUAGCGGGCCUUUGCAUGACCCCUGACAGAAUUGGUGUAGUGCCUUUUUUUUGUGGAGAACCUCUCAAUUUGUGGAAAAUGAUGAAAGAUGAGCUGCAGAAUUGAGCUCGGUUGAGACUUUUUUUUUCUUUUCCGAUUGGAAUAUGGCCUGGUUGGUUCUCUGUUGUC